Messenger RNA from Owenia fusiformis, 3651 nucleotides. The record is from the annotation of a GenBank genome assembly. NCBI's taxonomy places the organism in Eukaryota, Metazoa, Annelida, Polychaeta, Sabellida, Oweniidae.
UUGGAAAUUCACAUCGGAUUACUACAACAACAGGCAGUGCCCUGUGGUUUGCUGAUCUCUACAUUUGGUAUUCCACCUACCGCCCCCUACACUACCAACAAGACAGUCAUGGCUGAUAGGGACGAGGAGAAGCGCCGGAUGCAUAUAGAGAUGCAGGACAUGGUCGAUGGGCGACCGGCCAAUUAUGGCAUCAGUGUUCGAGAAUUACGUGACCUCAUGGAAGUUCGCAGUCACGAAGGUUACAACAAACUGCAAACAGAUCACGGCGGAGUGUUAGAAUUGUGUAAAAAAUUAUACACCUCACCUAAUGAAGGUUUAAGCGGGUCUCCAGCAGAUGUAGAACACAGAACACGAACAUUUGGCUCAAAUGUGAUACCCCCAAAACCUCCAAAAACAUUUCUGCAGUUAGUCUGGGAAGCACUCCAAGAUACUACACUCAUUAUUCUUAUCAUAGCAGCUAUUAUAUCAUUAGGAUUAUCAUUCUACAAACCCUCUGGCGAGUUAGCAGAGCAGGAAGGAGGUGACGAAAGUGAAAGUGAGGCUGGAUGGAUAGAGGGCGUGGCAAUCUUAGCAGCUGUCGUACUUGUUGUCUUAGUUACCGCAUUCAAUGACUAUCAGAAAGAAAAACAGUUCCGUGGUCUUCAGAGUAAGAUAGAACAUGAACACAAAUUCUCAGUUAUCAGGGCUGGCGAUGCCAUGAAUAUACCUGUAGCAGAAAUUCUAGUUGGGGAUAUCUGUCAAGUUAAAUAUGGGGAUCUUUUGCCAGCAGAUGGCAUUCUUAUUCAGGCAAACGACCUGAAGGUCGAUGAAAGUUCACUCACAGGAGAGUCAGAUCAUGUCAAGAAGGGUGACGUUAGAGACCCUAUGUUAUUGUCAGGUACCCAUGUUAUGGAGGGCAGUGGCAAGAUGGUGGUCACUGCAGUUGGAGUCAACUCUCAAGCAGGUAUCAUAUUUACUCUACUCGGGGCAGCUGGUGAUGAUGUAAAGAAAGACAAGAAAAAAGAACCAGAAGAUGGUGAUGGAAAUGCUGAUGCAGCUAAUUAUAAACCAACUGGCAAUUCGCAUAACACAAAUGAUACCAACACCACCCAGAAUUCCAAGGGUGCAGAGGAUGGAGAGAACAACCAAGAUUCCGAAGAAGAUGCUAAUAAACCAGCAAAAACUGGGGGACGCAAGGAGAAAUCUGUACUCCAGGCCAAACUAACCAAAUUGGCUAUACAGAUCGGCUAUGCAGGUACCAUAAUUGCUGUUCUGACUGUCUUGAUUCUCAUACUGCGCUUCAGUAUUGAAGAGUUUGUCAUCGACAAGAAAGUAUGGGAUAAUUUCUAUAUCAAUCACUACGUCAAGUUCUUCAUUAUUGGUGUGACUGUGUUAGUAGUUGCUGUACCAGAAGGGCUUCCAUUGGCUGUUACGCUGUCUCUGGCUUAUUCUGUCAGGAAAAUGAUGCACGAUAACAAUCUUGUGCGACAUUUAGACGCCUGUGAGACUAUGGGGAAUGCCACGGCCAUCUGUUCUGAUAAGACGGGAACUCUAACAACCAACAGGAUGACAGUGGUACAGAGCUACGUAGGGGGUGUACACCAUAAGACAACACCAAGGUUUGACAGCCUACCAGGAAGCACAGGUCCUCUUUUGAUGAGAGCUAUUGCCAUCAAUAGUGGAUACACAUCCAGAGUUAUGAAGGUUCCUGGAGAUGAUCUGCCUAAGCAACUAGGGAACAAGACAGAGUGUGCCCUACUCGGCUAUGUGAUGGACCUGGGAAAUAACUAUGAGACCAUUCGGGAGGAAAUGCCUGAGGACAAACUACAUAAGGUCUAUACAUUCAACUCUGUGCGCAAGUCCAUGAGCACUGUUAUACCAAAGGAGGGAGGUGGUUUCACUCUCUUCACCAAGGGAGCAUCAGAAAUUGUCCUAAAAAAGUGUGACUUUAUAAUCGGGGCAGAUGGUACAGCCAAGCCUUUUACCGAGCAGCAUAUAGAGCAAAUGGUAGCUAAUGUCAUUGAGCCUAUGGCCAGUGAUGGUCUCAGAACCAUCUGUGUAGCAUACAAAGAUUAUGUUCAAGGAAAUGGGGAGCCUAACCAGGUACAAUAUACCACAGAACCAGAUUGGGAGGAUGAGGAUAGCAUUGUGACUGGUCUCACGUGUCUAUGUGUCGUAGGAAUCCAGGACCCUGUCAGACCUGAGGUACCACACUCUAUCAGACAGUGUCAAAAUGCUGGUAUCACCGUGCGAAUGGUUACAGGCGAUAACAUCAACACUGCCCGCUCAAUUGCUGCCAAGUGUGGGAUCCUAGCCCCUGGCAAAGACUUCAUUGUCAUGGAAGGCAAGGAGUUCAACAAGAGGAUACGAGACCAGUCUGGAGAAAUUCAGCAGCAUUUAAUAGAUAAAAUCUGGCCAGAUCUACGUGUCCUAGCUCGCUCUUCCCCACAGGACAAAUAUACUUUGGUAAAAGGUAUAAUUGAGAGUAAAAUUAGCGCUACAAGAGAAGUUGUAGCUGUCACUGGUGAUGGUACCAAUGAUGGCCCUGCCCUGAAAAAAGCAGACGUUGGUUUUGCCAUGGGUAUUGCAGGUACAGAUGUAGCAAAAGAAGCCUCCGAUAUUAUAUUAACAGAUGACAAUUUCAGUAGUAUAGUUAAAGCUGUUAUGUGGGGGAGAAACGUCUAUGACAGUAUAGCCAAAUUCUUACAGUUCCAAUUAACUGUCAAUGUAGUGGCAGUAAUCGUUGCAUUUCUAGGAGCCUGUUUAAUCAAAGAUGUCCCAUUAAAGGCUAUUCAAAUGUUAUGGGUAAACCUCAUUAUGGACACUUUAGCCUCAUUAGCUUUAGCAACAGAGAAACCAACUACAGAACUCUUAGAACGUAAACCAUAUGGCAGAACAAAACCUCUUAUUUCACGAACUAUGAUGAAGAAUAUUCUAGGGGGAGGAGUUUACCAGCUGAUUGUCAUAUUAGUAAUAUUAUUUGUUGGUGAAAACUUCUUUGAUAUAGACAGUGGACGAAAUGCUGGUAUCCAUGCAAAACCAACAGUCCACUUUACCAUAAUCUUCAAUACGUUUGUCAUGAUGACGUUAUUUAAUGAAAUUAACGCCAGAAAGAUUCAUGGGCAGAGGAACAUAGCAAGGGGACUCUUUUCUAACCCUAUCUUUUUAGUUAUCUGGAUAGGAACAUUUAUAGCACAGGUGAUAAUUGUUCAACUAGGUAGUUUUGCUCUGUACACUGCUCCGCUCAAUUUAGAACAGUGGCUCUGGUGUAUAUUCUUUGGCGUAGGAACACUUCUCUGGGGACAGAUAAUCACUACAAUUCCCAACCAAAAGCUUCCAGGUGCACUGUCCUGGGGAGCUAGCACAGCAGAGGAGAUCAAAACUAUGGAUGAUGAUGAUGUAGAUGGCGCACCAGAUGACGAGAUGGCACGUCGUGGUCAAAUCUUAUGGAUCCGUGGUCUGACACGUCUGCAGCACCAGAUCCGUGUAGUUAAUGCUUUUCGCAUGGGUGUUGAUUCACUUGAUAGUUAUGAAAAUCGGAGUCUGUCCUCGCUCAGUCAUAGCCAGCACUCUCUCCAGACCCUCCGCCAGCAAGCACUCAAGAAGUCCGGCUCACUUGAUAUAUUGCGCAGUACAAGUGGGGGCGGUGGCGCAGAAACUAAUGCCAUUUAA